Anisakis simplex (herring worm) is the source of this 961-nucleotide messenger RNA. Lineage: Eukaryota; Metazoa; Nematoda; Chromadorea; Rhabditida; Anisakidae. The record is from the annotation of a GenBank genome assembly.
GAUCAAUUUAUCGUUGAUUUCGACAUUUAUAUCACAAAUAAUCAUAUCAAAUAGUGAUAAAUACACAUUUAAAUCAUACGAGGAAACAUUUUCCAAUUUCAGAUUACGAUAUAUACUUCAUCAGUUGAACAGUGGACAGUUACCUUUGGAGGAUCUCAAGAAAAACAUCGAAUAUGCUGCGCUCGUUCUUGAGACGGCUUAUAUGGAUGAAACUAGAAGAAUAUGCGAUGAGGACGAUGAUUUGGCCGAGGUGACUUCAGAGAGUGUACCGGAUGAGGUACGAGAGUGGCUUGCAGCCACUUUCACUCGUCAGAAUGUUCCGUCGAAACGCGAAAAACCCAAAUUCAAGUCUGUCGCGAAUGCGAUCCGAACCGGAAUCUUCUUUGAUAAAAUGUUUCGAAAAUCACAAGCUGUUUUUGCACCGAUUCCACCUGAGAUUGCUGCGUUGAUGCGGAACGUGGACAGUUGGUCGUUUGAUCCGUUCAAAGUGAACGAAGUCUCGGACGGUCAUGCGCUGAAAUAUGUCGGAUUUGAACUGUUCAAUCGAUAUGGCUUUCUUGAACGGUUUAAGAUACCGUAUCAAACACUCGAAAAUUAUCUAUUGGCAUUGGAAGCUGGUUACAGUAAGCAUAAUAAUCCAUAUCAUAAUAUUGUGCAUGCUGCAGACGUUACACAAUCGUCGCAUUUUAUGUUGUCACAAACUGGACUCGCGAGCAGUUUAACCGAUUUGGAUUUAUUGGCAGUAAUAUUCGGAGCACUUAUACAUGAUUAUGAACAUACUGGGCACACCAAUAACUUUCACAUACAGUCUGGAUCAAAUUUCGCAAUGCUCUAUAACGAUAGAAGUGUUCUUGAGAAUCACCACGUAAGCGCAUGUUUUAGACUGUUGAAGGAUGGGGACAGGAAUAUUUUGGAAAGACUUACAAAGGAAGAGUACAGGUGUGAAUUCUUUCAUAAAUAA